GAAGAGCAUCAACUCUGAUGUUAGGAAUCUCCAAAGAAAAGGCUACGAUUGGGUGGGCUGGAAACGAGACAGCAAAUCAGGUCAGACGAAACUGGGUCAAGUUAAAUUGGGUCAAACAUCAUCAUCUUCAUUGCUUUCAUCAUUGUCGUCGUCGUCGUUGUCUUUGGCUCAAAAAGAUUUUGUAGAAUUGAGGUUUGGCUUCGCGAACGUUAGAAACUUCACUUCCGUAACGUUUCACUGUUUGCACGCACCUGGCAAGGGUGUGAAGAUAACGAAAAACCUUCCAAAACGCUCAACUACACAAAUCCGCUACUGGAUAAUAGUAGUAGCAGCAGCGUCAGCAGCGCUUCUGGUGGUAGUGAUAGUAGUAGUAGUAGUAGUAGCGGUGGUCAGCAACAAACGAUGAUGAUGAUGAUGUUGUCAGCCUCUGUGGGCGUUGAUAAUUCACCACAAGUUUCCAAUGUCACAAUAAAUUUGCACAAUUACCUUGGUAAGUACCUGCACGUACGGCUGUAUUUCGCCGAUCGCUGGUUACUAAUGAGUGAAGUGUAUUUUGUGUCAG
Molecule: messenger RNA, 562 nt
Organism: Helobdella robusta
Lineage: Eukaryota; Metazoa; Annelida; Clitellata; Rhynchobdellida; Glossiphoniidae
Exons: 4
Source: RefSeq, a predicted model, not a curated record